Molecule: messenger RNA, 1022 nt
Organism: Cryptomeria japonica (Japanese cedar)
Lineage: Eukaryota; Viridiplantae; Streptophyta; Pinopsida; Cupressales; Cupressaceae
Exons: 1
Coding region: 199-840 (213 amino acids)
Source: RefSeq, a predicted model, not a curated record
CGUGUGGGGACCUAGUACAAUCCUUCUACUGUAAGGUGUAAGGUCCCAUGGGAGAAGCUUUUAUCAUUGAUGUACAGCAAGAGUAGCUUGGGGACCAGUUUAACCUCUUACAAAUCUCCUGCAAACCUGCAGAGCAAUCUGCAAAAUUGAGAGAAAAAGAGCAGUGAAGUGGUUUGUUUAAGAUAGAGUAGGUCCAUAAUGUCUUGCAUGGCCAUGCAAAAUAUUGCAAAAGGAAAAGCCAUGGAAGUUGAAGAAUUCAAGAUCAAUGGUCGUGGGACUCCUCUGUGGAAUGUUCUGAGAUUUGCAGUUGUGAUGCUCAGAAAAAGAAUUGCAGUCAAAAAGCUCCAGAAAAUGACUGUAGAUCUGUAUAUGGUUAUCAGCAGAGGGAUCAAAUUUGGUGGGCUUGAGAAAUAUGAGAGUAAUGGCAGUUGUUGUAUGAAUAACAAAAAGAAGGCUGUGGGUUUCAUGGAGUAUGAGUUUUCUUGCAACAGCACUCCAAUGGUGAAAAGAAGGGCAUCUCUUUUGAGUUACAGUGGGGCAAAAAAGCAUGGUGGUCGAUGGGAUCAGCGUUUUCUGAUGGCCACCAUGCCCUGUAUUGCAAAAGAAGCAGAGUCUGUUAUAAAUUCCACCAUACCCCAAUUCAUUCAGUGUGGAGAAGAUUUUUUAGAUUCAUCUCGAAGAACAUCUUCUGCUCCUCCCUAUCUUUCAACCAGGUCUGAGUUAUCAGAGAUUGAUAGACAGGCUGAGGAAUUUAUUGCUUCGUUUUAUGAAGAGAUGAGAUUGCAGAGGCAGGAUUCGUUUUUAAAUUACAGAGAAAUGUUGAACAGGGGAUGUGAUUGAAAAAUCUUGUUAGCUUCUGUAUAUUCGUGUGGGUUUUUUGUUCAGUUGUUCGGUCAGGGCCGUUGGCUAGAUGGGAGUGGUCAAAUAAAUUGUAUGAGCACAUUUUUAGGCUCAUUCUGUUAUGUCCGGCCUUUACUGGAUUACAAACUGAUCACAUUGUGUUUUGCUGUCAGUUGCUCAAU